Gordionus sp. m RMFG-2023 is the source of this 1169-nucleotide messenger RNA. RefSeq lists its product as uncharacterized. Bases 21 to 1169 code for a protein of 382 amino acids. The transcript has 8 exons. The record is from RefSeq and is a predicted model, not a curated record. Lineage: Eukaryota; Metazoa; Nematomorpha; Gordioida; Chordodea; Parachordodidae.
UUGAUAAUCUUAUUCAGCUAAUGUUACAUUUUAAUUGGAAAAUGUAUCAGAAUCUUUCUUAUGCAAUUAUUCGGCAAGAUAUAUAUAUCAAACUAAUUAUUGAUGAUUCAAUUGAUGAAACAUAUAAUAUUUUACAACUCUAUCUCAAAUCAUCUGAAGAAAUGUAUUAUAAAAUAGCAAAUAAUAACAAGUUGCUUAAGAAAUUUAUAUGCCUACUAGUCAUUUUAAUAAGAAUACCGUCAAAUUCGAUGGCAAGCCAAUCAAUAUUGGUGAAUAAAAUUAUUGUUAUUUUAAACCACAUAGCAUAUGAUGAAGGUGAUAAAGAGAAUAUUUCUAAUAAUAAAAAAUCUUGCCAGAUACCUAAAAUGUAUGUCAAAAUGAUUUUAUCAUAUGGAGUUGAAGACAAGAACACUCUUUCAGAAUUUUUGAAUAUAAUAGAUUUACUGAUUACCUUUCUUCACUAUGGUCAUGAUUAUAUCAAUGAAUCAUGUGAGACUGAAGUAGUUGGGCAAAAUAUCAAUAAACAGUCGUAUGACGAAAAUCAGUGUUUCAUGAGCAUGUUUUUUGAUCAAUUCGAGUAUUUUGUCAAGAAGCAGAAAGAUGAUCCCUCCAAAGUUUUAGUUUUAUCCAAGCUCGUAGAAUUCUUAUCGCACAUGGCCCGAAAAAGUCAAAUAAACUCUAUGUUAAACACAAAUUGCGUUUGGUACUGCAAUUCUCUGUUUUACAAAUUUAUGGCGGAUGUGCUAGACUUUUUAAGCAACGAAAUAUAUCCUUCCAUAAAACGGGAUCAUCCACCUGACGUUGAGGAUGAUGAAAUCAUUGAUAAAAUGGAAGCUAACCUUCCGUCUAAUAUCGCAGAUUUUGUCAAAUCAAUCGUGGUCAGCAUUUUACAAAUUUUGCACUUCCUCACCUCACGGCUCAGUUCUACCCCGCAUAUACACGAAACUAAUUUCAUAACCGAUAACCCACUGAAAAACAAAUAUUGUCAUUUUUAUGAUUAUAACAAAUUGUUGGUUUUGCUUUACGAUGCACUAUUCCUCUAUUUUCCAGACAAGGAAAAGGAUUUAUUACAUAGAGACAUGAUACUAGAUUUAAUAGAACCGUUGAUGAGUCAAGAGGAAAUAAGCAAACUUAUUGAAGAUGAAAAUGAUGUUUAUGACAUUGGCUAA